AUAUUAUUCACACUUAUAUUAGAUAUUUUGAUUAAAUUAUUCUCUUCAAAGAAAAAACAUGUUGAGUUGUCCAAACAUUAUUUACCUUACUGCUCUUCAGGGCUUUGUAAUUUAUUGACAAAAUCGUUGAUUUUCACUUUUAUUUAUCUCUUAAAAGUGAAUAAGCAAUCUAAACAGAUUUUUUUGAAUAAGUGACAUUAAGCUGUGCAUUAUUUUACUUUUGCUUAAAAGUAUGCAACUGAUUUAUGCAAUUGAGUUCAUCGCUUUAAAAAUAUCGUGUGAAUGUCUUUAAUAAUCCCAUCAUUGCAAUGACGAAUUAUCGAUGUUUUCUUAUCAGCUUAAAUUUAUUAAAAGAAUUAGUAAGAUUUAGUAUUGCGACAAUCAACGAUGGAAAACAUUGAUUUUAAUGUGGAGUACGGCGAUCUACAAUUGGGAGAUUUUAUAGACGGUGGUAGCUUUGGUGAUGUUUACAAAGCACAUUGGAGAACUGAAAACAAAGUGAUUGUUGUUAAAAAAAUUCGUCGCUUCAUAAAAAAUGCAGGAAAUAGUAAUAAUGAAAAAGCAAAUUUAAAUGAAAUUAAAAACAACAAAGUUCUCAAUCAUCCGAAUAUUAUCACUUUCUAUGGAGUAACAAAAGAUUCCGAAAAUAGAAUUUGCAUGCUUUUUGAGUUCGCCGAUUGUGGUUCACUCUAUAGCUUCUUGCAUGAAUCGAAUAUAAAAAUAACACUAGAUGGAAAGCUUAAUUGGAUGAGCCAGAUAGCGAAGGGCAUGGAAUACUUACAUGACCAAAAAAAGGUCCAUCGGGAUCUUAAGUCUAAGAACCUUUUGCUUUGCAACAAAUACCGUACGGUGAAAAUAUGUGAUUUUGGCACAAUUAAAGAACUCGCAACGGUUAAUACGGAAGGUAUUGGGACAAUUGCUUAUAUGGCUCCAGAAAUAUGGAAUGAAGGAGGGAGUUACACGGAAAGGUGUGAUGUUUUUAGCUUUGGCAUUGUUUUCUGGGAAGUAAUGUCUGGAGAGAAGCCCUUUUAUGACUCUCAGCACAUGGAACCAAUGGCUUUACAAAGAAAAAUAAAUGAUGGUAAGCGUCCGAAUAUAGAUGAUAUUGACAAACUUAAAAAGUUUGAGAAUUUGAAUUACAUAAAACUGUUAAUUCAAAAGUGCUGGGAUAAAGAGCCACUAAUGAGACCAACCAUGAGAAGAUUGGUUACCAUUCUUGGCAUUCAGCCUCGAGUUUAUAGCAAGAAUCCACAUCUAUUGCUUGAAAUUGAUAGAUUGAGAGAUAUUUGUGAAGAAGACUUUAAAUUUCCUUAAUAAGAUAUUUUUGUACGA
This is a messenger RNA of Drosophila nasuta, 1332 nucleotides long. RefSeq names its product mitogen-activated protein kinase kinase kinase 7-like. Lineage: Eukaryota; Metazoa; Arthropoda; Insecta; Diptera; Drosophilidae. The transcript has 5 exons. Gene Ontology annotation, biological process: immune response; positive regulation of canonical NF-kappaB signal transduction; JNK cascade. Bases 388 to 1314 code for a protein of 308 amino acids. Gene Ontology annotation, molecular function: ATP binding; MAP kinase kinase kinase activity. The record is from RefSeq and is a predicted model, not a curated record.